AUGCAAACAGCACUUCUCCAGAAGAUCCGCUUGUACCAGAAUAACAUUUUUGGGGCUUUUUUCAUACAAAAGAGUAUGGAAAUAGGCUUAGCCCUUCUCAUCUGUCUACUUUGUUCUUCCCUUGCCUCUUGUGACAGAAACCGACGAUCCAGGAGGAAAAGCUCUAAAGCACCAAAAGCUCCGGUAUGGAAACGAAACUCGAAGCCUCGAAAAGCCCCUCCUACUCCGAUUUAUACCGUCAGUACCUCCUACUCCGAUUAUACCGUCAGUCCCUCCUACUCCGAUUAUACCGUCAGUCCCUCCUACUCUGAUUUAUACCCCCCUCCUACUCCGAUUUAUACCGUCAGUACCUCCUACUCCGAUUAUACCGUCAGUCCCUCCUAUCCGAUUAUACCGUCAGUCCCUCCUACUCUGAUUUAUACCGUCAGAACCUCCUACUCUGAUUUAUACCAUCAGCCCCUCCUACUCCGAUUUAUACCGUCAGUACCUCCCUACUCCGAUUAUACCGUCAGUCUCUCCUACUCCCGAUUAUACCGUCAGUCCCUCCCUACUCUGAUUUAUGCCGUCAGAACCUCCUACUCUGAUUUAUACCAUCAGCCCCUCCUACUCCGAUUUAUACCGUCAGUCCCUCCUACUCCGAUUAUACCGUCAGUCCCUCCCCUCCGAUUAUACCAACCUCCUACUCUGAUUUAUACCAUCAGCCCCCUCCUAUCCGAUUUAUACCGUCAGUACCUCCUAUCCGAUUAUACCGUCAGUCCCUCCUACUCCGAUUAUACCGCCAGUCCCUCCUACUCUGAUUUAUACCGUCAGUACCUCCUACUCCGAUUUAUAACAUCAACCCCUCCUACUCCGAUUUAUACCAUCAGCCCCUCCUACUCCGAUUAUACCGUCAGUACUUGCUACACUGAUUAUACCGUCAGUCCUUCCUUCUCCGAUUUAUACCCUCAGUACCUCCUUACUCUGAUUUAUACCAUCAGUCCCUUCUACUCCGAUUUAUACCGUCAGUCCCUCCUACUCCGAUUUAUACCGUCAGUCCCUCCUAUUCCGAUUAUACCAUCAAAAGAUGCCGGAAACUACACCUGUUUAGUUGGCAAUAGUUUGGGAAAUUUGAAUUUCACGUAUACGGUGGAGAUUACCAAGGUGAAAAUGCUAAAAGUUAUUCCACCGCAAAAUGUAACAAAAAGCGUUGGAGAAUCGGCUACAUUUAUCUGUCGAGUUCCUAAUGAUGACACAGCCAAGAUCAGAUGGUUGUACAAGAAAAUGCCGCAUGAUUCCAAUUCGAUGAGAGGAACACCACAAGAUGCAGUGUUCUUGCCAACUGGGUCCAACCCGGAAGUUCUUCAUAUCCGUAAUGUGACAUACAACGAUGCUGGAAAAUACACUUGCCUCGCCGGUAAUUCUCAUGAUAUGCGAUAUGAGAACGCUUGGCUGAAAGUUAUUGAUCGAAAGGAUUACAUGCGAAAAACAAUGCCACCACUGAUUGUGAGCACUUGGAAAAUCCCACACGGUACCGAUCCCCGGGAGUAUGGUAAACAUGCCAACGAGACUCACACCCAGACUAAAGAAACCUACCCAGCACUCGUUAGCAUUUGGACCAUCUACAUUAUCAGCAUUAUCGCUUUCUGUCUUCUCUUCCUUUAUUUUUUGUUAUAUUUUACGUUUUUCUUUCUUUCUUUUUCUUUCUUUCUUUCUUUAUUUCUCUCUCUUUUUCUUUUUCUUUCUUUAUUUCUCUCUCUUUUUCUUUCUUUCUUUUUCUUUUUUCUUUCUUUUUCUUUCUUUCAUUCUUUCUUUCUUUUUCUUUCUUUCUUUCUUUCAUUUUCUUUCUUUCUUUUUCUUUCUCUUUCUUUUUCUUUCUUUUUCUUUCUUUCUUUUUCUUUCAUUCUUUCUUUCUUUUUCUUUUUUAUUUCUCUUUUUCUUUCUUUAUUUCUCUCUCUUUUUCUUUAUUUCUCUCUUUUUCUUUAUUUCUCUCUCUUUUUCUUUAUUUCUCUCUCUUUUUCUUUCUUUCUUUCUUUUUCUUUCUUUCUUUCUUUUUCUUUCUUUCUUUCUUUCUUUUGCAUUCUUUUUCUUUCUUUUCUUUUUCUUUCUUUUUCUUUCUUUCUUUCUUUCUUUUUCUUUCUUUCUUUCUUUUUCUUUCUUUAUUUCUCUCUUUCUUUUACUCACUAA
This is a messenger RNA of Acanthosepion pharaonis, 2163 nucleotides long. Lineage: Eukaryota; Metazoa; Mollusca; Cephalopoda; Sepiida; Sepiidae. The record is from the annotation of a GenBank genome assembly.